ACACAAAUGGCAGACAGAAAAUAAAAUUCACCUAAACACAUUCUACAACAACAGAAAACAAAAACAAACAAACACAAACAGAGAAACAACCAAACAAACCCAUGCCAUACACAUCAUGCUGCAACCUCACGACGAGAGUCUAGGGGAGGCAAGCUCCAGCGUGUACGCACACACUGAGAAUGCAUCAGAGGAUCCGAGUGUGGCAUCGCUGAACGACUCCGAGCAGCCAUCAGACCAGAGCACAUCCCAUUACUUGGUGCAGGUGCAGCUGAGCCACAAACAGAUCAACAAACGCUUUACGGAACUUCUGAACCUCUUCGAGGGCUACACAAAGAUCAUGGACGGAGACCAGAAGCAUGAGGGCGUGGCUGCGAAUCAACUGAAGCGUGUUCCCAGCCAUGAUCAAAAUGAGCGGCUGUCGGCGGGUACUGCGUCGGAACGCACCAUUCAGGCCGCCAGCUGCGAGGUGAGCAUCCAGACAUCCUGGACGCUGCUGGAACAGCAGAAGAACGACUCCAAGGCAGCAGAGGAAGGAGUGUCGCCGAAGGAAAAGCCCAGCCGGUUGCAGCAGCAUACCAUACACAUCGAAGUGGCGUCGGUGACAUCGGCCACAGACAUGCAACGGGCGCCCCUGCACCACAGAUUGUGGCAUGUCCUUCUAAAUGCCGUGGACGCUUUGAUCGGCUGCUUGUUAAUGAUGGGCGAAAACGUUCCCUACUUGCUGUUCAUAUUGGUGUGCGUUUGGUGCCUCUACCUGUUGUUGGCACACUACAGAAAGUUCCUAACCGAUCACAUCAUUGCGGUUGAGCCCCCCAAGUAGUUAAAUGAAUGAUUCGCUGCGCUCGAUUAAA
Drosophila obscura is the source of this 851-nucleotide messenger RNA. RefSeq lists its product as uncharacterized. The transcript has 2 exons. The record is from RefSeq and is a predicted model, not a curated record. Bases 116 to 820 code for a protein of 234 amino acids. NCBI's taxonomy places the organism in Eukaryota, Metazoa, Arthropoda, Insecta, Diptera, Drosophilidae.